UAGUAUUUUGACAUUUUUGUUUCCUGUUGGCCUGAUUUCCUGUUUCUUACCAUACAGAAGCCCAGGUGAAAUCUCCUCAGUUUAGGAUUUAUUUCAUGACAUCACCCAGCAACUACUCUUCUGCUCCAGUCUCUGAAUUCCUCCUCAUUUGCUUCCCUAACUACCAGAGUUGGCAGCACUGGCUGUCCCUGCCCCUCACCCUCCUCUUCCUCCUGGCCAUGGGGGCCAAUGCCAUCCUCCUGAUCACCAUCUGGCUGGAAGAAUCUCUGCAUGAGCCCAUGUACUACCUGCUCAGCCUCCUCUCCCUGCUGGACAUGGUGCUCUGUCUCACCGUCAUCCCCAAGGUCCUGGCCAUUUUCUGGUUUGACAUCAGGUCCAUCAGCUUCUCUGCCUGUUUCUUCCAGAUGUUCAUCAUGAACAGUUUCCUCCCCAUGGAGUCCUGCACAUUCAUGGUCAUGGCCUAUGACCGCUAUGUGGCCAUCUGCCAUCCACUACGAUACCCAUCCAUCAUCACUGGCCAAUUUGUGGCCAAGGCUAGUGCUUUCAUCAUAGCUCGAAACUCUUUGCUGCUUUCACCUGUUCCCAUUCUCUCUGCCCAGCUCCGCUAUUGUGGGAAAAAUGUCAUUGAGAACUGCAUCUGUGCCAACCUGUCUGUGUCCAGGCUCUCCUGUGACAAUUUCUCCCUGAACAGAAUCUACCAAUUUGUGGCUGGUUGGACCUUACUGGGCUCAGAUUUCCUCCUCAUCUUCCUCUCCUACAUCUUCAUCCUAAGAGCUGUUCUGAGGUUUAAGGCCGAAGGGGCUUUAGUCAAGGCUCUGAGCACAUGUGGCUCCCACUUUAUUCUCAUCCUCUUCUUCAGCACCAUCCUGCUGGUUGUGGUGUUGACAAAUGUGGCCAGAGGGAGGAUCCCCAUGGACAUCCCGAUCCUGCUCAAUGUCCUUCACCACCUCAUACCCCCUGCCUUGAACCCUAUUGUAUAUGGAUUUCGAACCAAAGAGUUAAAACAGGGGUUUCAGAAGUUGUUACAGAGGGGGCUUUAA
Molecule: messenger RNA, 1040 nt
Organism: Camelus dromedarius (Arabian camel)
Lineage: Eukaryota; Metazoa; Chordata; Mammalia; Artiodactyla; Camelidae
Product: olfactory receptor 56A1
Exons: 1
Coding region: 96-1040 (314 amino acids)
Biological process (GO): G protein-coupled receptor signaling pathway
Cellular component (GO): plasma membrane
Molecular function (GO): olfactory receptor activity; G protein-coupled receptor activity
Source: RefSeq, a predicted model, not a curated record